Ectocarpus siliculosus is the source of this 474-nucleotide messenger RNA. The record is from the annotation of a GenBank genome assembly. Lineage: Eukaryota; Phaeophyceae; Ectocarpales; Ectocarpaceae.
AUGUCCCGCGAGUUCCGAAAUUGCCACAUCCCGCGGCAGCUAGGAGAUCUUGGCGCCCUCGAGACCCUCAACCUCGGCUUCAACAAGCUAGAUGGUGCCAUCCCACUGGAGCUGGGGAACCUGGCAGCACUGCAAGCGCUUAACCUCGGGUGGAACCAGUUGAGCGGCCACAUCCCGCGGCAGCUAGGAGAUCUUGGCGCCCUCGAGACCCUCAACCUCGGCUUCAACAAGCUAGAUGGUGAGUUGAGUCCCAUCCCUGUGGAGCUUGGACGGCUCGCCGUACUGGUGUACCUCAGCCUUAGGGGGAACGAGCUAACUGGACCCAUCCCCAAGGAGCUGGGAGCACUUAGUAGGCUGGAGACGCUUUGGCUCGACCACAACAACCUCACAGGCCCCAUUCCGCCCGAGCUGGGGAACCUUGCGGCACUAAAGAUGCUCCACCUUUGGAGUAACCAGCUCAGCGUCACUAUUUAG